This is a messenger RNA of Phacochoerus africanus (Common warthog), 672 nucleotides long. It is a transcript of the gene C5H16orf90, whose product is annotated as chromosome 5 C16orf90 homolog. The record is from RefSeq and is a predicted model, not a curated record. The transcript is spliced from 3 exons. The coding region runs from base 1 to 672 and encodes 223 amino acids. Lineage: Eukaryota; Metazoa; Chordata; Mammalia; Artiodactyla; Suidae.
AUGAAGGGACUGACCGCUGGGCGGCGAGAGUGGGCCGGGCUGCUUCCUGCGCACGCGCAGCGGGCUCAAGCUUCACGACAGGCCGGAAGCCGGCCCGGCUCUUCGCGCGCCGGCGGUUGUCCUGGCAACCGUGUGCUCAGCGGGCUGGAGCCCACUGAUGCAGUGAGCUGGGCCCGAGGACGCCCGGGUCACCCUGAUACACCACCCAACAUCUACGAGGGGGGGCUGGGGGCCCAGCAGCAGCCGCAGUGCCCCCGUGCCCAAGGAAGCAAGCCCAAGAACUUCCGGCUGCGCCACCUCCGGGGCCUGGCUCUCUACCUGCCAGGCCAUGUGCAGUUUGCUGGCCAGUGUGAGAGCCACUGGCUGGGCCGGCUCAUGGCCUGGGGGUGCUUCUCACAGCCAGAGGGCAUGGCCUGGCCCCUGGACCUACCACAGGGGAAUCUGGGCCCAGGUAUCAGCCACUGCUCAGUCCUUCUGGAAGCUCAACUGCCCAGGGGCAGCCUGGGAAAUAUAGCUUCCAGCUCCAGCAUGGACUCAGCCAAGGGUGUCCCCUCCCAGCCCAGUCCCCCUGAAGGCUUGGGGCUCAGACCCAAGAGAUCCUGGGGGGCCUCAGAGGAGUCCACAUGUCCCUUGUGCAAGAGAACUCGCUCUGGGGCUCUUGAGAGGCCAUAG